Messenger RNA from Mangifera indica (mango), 866 nucleotides. RefSeq names its product zinc finger protein 6-like. Gene Ontology annotation, molecular function: transcription cis-regulatory region binding; DNA-binding transcription factor activity. The transcript has a single exon. Gene Ontology annotation, cellular component: nucleus. The record is from RefSeq and is a predicted model, not a curated record. Lineage: Eukaryota; Viridiplantae; Streptophyta; Magnoliopsida; Sapindales; Anacardiaceae. Gene Ontology annotation, biological process: trichome morphogenesis; trichome differentiation; gibberellic acid mediated signaling pathway. Bases 150 to 806 code for a protein of 218 amino acids.
UUUACUCGCAGUCUUUCCUCUUUCAGAAUUUUCUCAACCAACGCUGUUUCCUGUAAUUAAUCAAAACCCUUCUUCUUCUUCACUCUCUCUAUAUAUAUACAAUUCAAAACACAAGUAUUCUCACUGAUUUUCCCUUCUCCGUCGCUGCAAUGGCCGACAUAGAUCAUUUCCAAACAAAACCAAAUAACCCAGCUAGCUUGAAGCUCUUCGGUUUCAACCUUUCAUCAGAGGAAGGUCAUCGCGUUAAAAACAAAACUCAUCAGAUAGAUCAUGAAUUCAACGACUUCUCUUUUCAAUCUAAAGAUAAGAAUGAUUUGUUGACUCGUAAAUACGAGUGUCAAUAUUGCUGCCGUGAAUUCGCCAAUUCUCAAGCGUUGGGCGGCCACCAAAACGCCCACAAGAAAGAGAGGCGGAUCUUGAAACGUGCACAAAUGCAAGCCACUCGGAAUUUUGUAGUUUCUUCUGUACAUUUUCAAGACCCCAUGUUACGGCCGUACACGUCAUCACUCCCCCGCCUCCUUGCCCCGGCUCCGGUGGUAGCUACUCCGCCGCCGUAUCAUGCCUCGUCGUUUUACGUAUUGCAUGGGAACAACACUGUAGUGUCGCCAUUGCCGGUGCCUCAAAGUCAUCAGUAUGGUAGUGCUUAUUAUAAUGUUUGUAAUAAGAAAAACUCUGCCUUGGGAGGGCGACGCGUCGGGGAGGAUGUGAAAAUGGUGACUGCGGCUCCUCCGGUCCCGGCUGUCAAUGAUAGGUCAAGGGGGGUAGCAUUGGAUUUGCAACUGGGAAUUGGGCCCGCUGUGCCUUAAAUUGUAAAAUCUUUCCAAUCUCUUAACUUUUUUGUUAAUCAAGUAGUUAACUUCUUUUAA